Messenger RNA from Porites lobata, 1890 nucleotides. The record is from the annotation of a GenBank genome assembly. NCBI's taxonomy places the organism in Eukaryota, Metazoa, Cnidaria, Anthozoa, Scleractinia, Poritidae.
AUGGAAGCUUCGCAAGAAGCCACAAUUCGCACUGUUUCAAGCACACAACAACUCUUCCUUCCAAAAGAAACACUUGAUCAUCCAUUUGACGUUACUCUGGCGAUCCAAGAUGGGAAGGAAUUCAAAGCGUAUAGACGGGUUCUUUCAGAGGCGAGUCCUUUCUUUGAAAGGCUGCUUAAAAGUGACAUGAAAGAGUCUAUCGAAGGAGUUAUCCACUUAGAAAUGACAAACGAGCAAUGUUUGGGGGAUAUAUUGGAAUUUAUCUACACAGGCCAUGUUCAGAUUUCGGCUGCAGAAGAAAAUGGUGCUCAAGACUUGAUCAUAAUGUCAGACUACUUGGUUUUACCACGUCUGAAGACUGUUGCUGGAAAACGUUUAGUGAAGGACUUAAAGAUAUCAAAUUCUGUUUCAUUUUACCAGUUUGGCUUGAAAUAUCAAUGUGACGAGCUCAUUUUCGAGACCAGAAACUUCAUUCAUGCCAAUUUCAUGCACGUAGCGCAAACGGAGGAGUUCUUGAGCUUGUCGUGCGAAGAAAUCAAAAUGUGGAUUUCAAAUGACAACAUUUCUGUAACUGCCGAAGAAGAUGUAUUCAAGGUCAUUCUUAGAUGGGUGAGUCGUAACAAACUGGUGCGGAAGAAAUAUUUCCCCGAGUUAUUCAGUGAAGUUCGACUUGUGUAUGUAUCACGUGAGUUUUUAUACAGCGACGUCAUGACAAGUGAGUUUGUGAUUAGUGAUGAACACAGCGUGGGGCUUGUUAAGGAUGCUUUGAAGGUCAUUGAAUCAAAAGACUUUCAGCAGCGCAGUAUUCGUCCUAGAAAGUCACUAGAGAUGCCUGUCAUGGUGAUAUGUGUACAAGGUUUCAGUAAACAGGAAGACAACAUGCUAUGUUGUUACUAUCCGCUUGAAGACAAAUGGUCUAAGUUUAAUGGCACAGUUCCACCCAAUAUUGGAGAAAUUGUACCCUGUCAUGGAAAACGUUAUUUUCAUUUAUUUCCUCAUGAGGACGUUGGAGUCAGGGAGAGAAGACUGUUGUGCUAUGAUCCAUUAUCAAAUUGUUGGUCUCCAUUUCCAUAUGAGGAUCACAGGACAGUGAAGAAAAUAUUUGCUAUGAAUGAUGAGGCAAUUUAUGCCCUGGUGGCUGAAGAUAUACUAUGUUGCCCUGACUGUACAUCCCUGUACCUUCGUAAAAUUCCUGGACCCUGUAGUAAGACCCCACAUCUUUCUUUCUUGAGAAAGUACAAACCAGAAACCAAUUCCUGGGAAGACAUAACAUCAUUUGAUUUGGACUGUAAUUCAAGAUCGGGGGUUUGUGUUGUAGCCAAGGACAAUUUUGUUUAUUUCAUUGGUGGUGGUUGUUGCAGCCCAGAUCGACAUGAGAUCCUUGGAAGUGCUGACAGAUAUGAUCUCAUCAACGAUACAUGGGAGAAUUUAGCAAACCUUCAGCUUCCAAGAUGGUAUGCUCGCGCUACUGCAACACACCACAAAAUUUUUGUGGUUGGUGGAGUAAAAGGUGAUUUACUAGCUGAGAGUUGUGAAAUGUAUGAUGAAGAUACAAAGGAAUGGCAUUUUGUAGCAAGGCUGAGGAAGACACCAUUUGAUCAUUACAAUCCAACUUUGCUGGGUGUUGAUAACAAGCUGUAUUGUUUAAUCCGACUAAUUUGUGCAUGGAAUCGAAAAGACAAAAUUGAUUGCUAUGACUUUGAGAAAAAUGAAUGGAAAGAGAAAACUCAAAUACCAUUUGAAGAACUGUCACCGCGAGGGUUGAAAAAUGAAUCUUACUUACAAAUUACUUCAUGCUGUUCAAUGGGAAUUUUCAAAAGACACAACUUUCUUCAACACGCCUCAUUCAAAGACAUUAAAACUGGGAAAGAUAAAUGCGCUAUCAUGUGA